Papaver somniferum (opium poppy) is the source of this 1113-nucleotide messenger RNA. RefSeq lists its product as uncharacterized. The coding region runs from base 1 to 1113 and encodes 370 amino acids. The transcript is spliced from 2 exons. The record is from RefSeq and is a predicted model, not a curated record. NCBI's taxonomy places the organism in Eukaryota, Viridiplantae, Streptophyta, Magnoliopsida, Ranunculales, Papaveraceae.
AUGGGUAGUAGAGAUCAAGAGGAGUUCGAGAGAGAAUACCAAGAAAAGCAAUUUCAAAAUCGAGGAGGAAAUAAUAAGUUUCAAAGGAUGGACAACCAGCCAAAAGGCUAUGGAGGACAACAACCAAUUUACAAUCGACGUCAAGGAACAUGUAAAGUGGUUUGGGAGCAGAUAAAGAUGCCACAUCUAAAUACCUCAAUAGAAAAAAUCUGGGAAGUUGUAAUAUUAAUGGAAGACAUUCUAGAACCGCAUAAUGUGGGAGAUGAACCACCACCAGGAAGAAGAAGUAGAGAAUUAUGUGCAUAUCAUCGCUUCCAUGGUCACACAACAAACAACUGUCGAAAUGUGAAGAAAAUCAUACUGCGAAUGAUUGAUCAGGAAAAACUAAAUCAUUUCUUGGUGCAACAACCACAGAAUAUACCACCAUCACCAUCAGAAGGGCAUACGCAAGCUUCAGAGAAAGGAAGGAAUACAUACUUAAUUGAAUAUCGAGUUCAUGCGAGAGAUACUGAUGGACGAGAAAUACUUAAUCUUGCGAAAGUGUCACCCUUGAAAGAUUGGCAAAAACAACCGAUUUCGUUAAAUGCGAAAGAGGUGCCAGUAGGAGGAGAACCACAUGAAUGCCCAUUGGUGGUGAAAUUCGGAAUAAAUCCAAAAGUGAAAGAUAAUGAAGAUGAAGAGGAUGAUGCAAAUACCUGGGAUAUAAAUAGAAUAUUAAUAGAUCCUGGAAGUUCAGUAGAUAUUCUAUUUUAUCAUACAUACAAUACUAUGGGUGGUAGAGAUGAAGAAUUAAUUCCGUCAACAUAUAAGAUUUAUGGUUUCAAUGGUUCAACCAAUAAACCAAAAGGAGAUAUCACAAUGCGAAUUCCUUUGAAGAGCGUGUCAUCGGAAAUCAUAUUCUGCGUAGUUGACGUAGAAUCACCCUAUAAUGCUUUGAUCGGAAGACCAUGGCUACAUAGCCUUCUAGCAGUCGCUUCAACUUUCCAUCAGUGCACCAAAUUUCCUAUGCCCCAAGGUAUUGGAAUCAUAAAAGGAGAUCCGAUUGAAAGUAAAACUUGUCAGGAGAUUGAUGUUGACAAAUGUGAAGAACGUGCAAGCAAGCGAAGAAACUGA